Messenger RNA from Armigeres subalbatus, 1493 nucleotides. RefSeq lists its product as uncharacterized. Gene Ontology annotation, biological process: DNA integration. The transcript has a single exon. Gene Ontology annotation, molecular function: nucleic acid binding. The record is from RefSeq and is a predicted model, not a curated record. NCBI's taxonomy places the organism in Eukaryota, Metazoa, Arthropoda, Insecta, Diptera, Culicidae. The coding region runs from base 56 to 1237 and encodes 393 amino acids.
CCUACGCAAAAGGUGCUUAAAGCAACUGCAUCGAGGACACCCAGGAACGCAACGGAUGAAGGCCAUAGCUCGAUCGUAUGUAUAUUGGCCCUCACUUGACAGUGAAAUUGCAGAGUAUGUGAAAGCGUGCCCCCACUGUGCACGAGCUGCCAAGUCACCAGUGCAUGCAUCGCCUGUCCCUUGGCCAAAGUCACAACGGCCAUGGCAGCGUGUGCACGUGGAUUAUGCUGGACCACUCGACGGUGAAUAUUUCCUUUUGGUAGUGGACUCGUACUCUAAGUGGCCAGAAGUAGUCCAAACCAAUCGAAUUACUACCACAGCAACGAUAAGAAUUCUUCGUAACCUCUUCGCUAGACUAGGGAUGCCAGAGACACUCGUAUCUGAUAAUGGUACCCAAUUCACGAGUGCUGAGUUUGCCGAGUUUUGCAGUUCGAAUGGCAUCCAACACAUUACAACUGCACCGUUCCACCCCCAGUCCAACGGGCAAGUUGAGCGGUUUGUCGACACAUUCAAACGGGCAACGACAAAAAUUCGCGAAGGGAAAGGUACAAUGCAAGCAGCAUUGGAUCAAUUUUUGCUGACCUACAGAAGUACACCUCACCGUUCUACACCGAAUGGUGCUUCGCCAGCAGAAAUCAUGUUCGGUAGGCAGCUCCGUACCCAUCUUGAACUAUUACGACCACCGUCCAAACGUCAGCAAGCUGUAGAAAUAGUGCCUCCGGUAAACCAUCGUGAAUUCCAAAGAAACGAUCUUGUGUAUGUGAAACUUUACAGCGGUAACACUUGGACCUGGGUACAUGGAACAAUAUUGGAUAAGCUAGGGAAAGUUAUGUAUAAUGUGUGGGCAGAUAAUCGUCGUCUAGUACGCUCACACGUCAACCAGCUUAGAAGCCGUUCUUCAUCGAAUGCCGAUAGUAUCCCGGAGACAAGCAAGUCAAGAAACACAACGCUACCUUUAGAUGUACUUCUAUCGUCGUGGGACUUACAGGAACCGAAUAAGCCAGCUAUACCUACACCGGCAACAAGGUCGAAAUCAUUCGGCACCAUCCCUACAUUGUCACCUCAACCGGAGAGCACCUCAGCCAUGGCAGUCAUUAAUAACCAAUCAUCGUCAACCAUAUCUGCAUCUUCCAACAUCCAGUCAGCAACGUCAAGCACGCAAGUGGUACAAGAGCCUCGACGUUCUUCGCGCACUAGAAGGAUGCCUGCUCGCUUCGAUGUGUACCGUCAGUUUUAACGAGGGAGAUGUUGGGGCAAAUGGAGCAUAGCUGGGAACACGGUCUCAACCGAGCUUCUGGGCUUCACCGCUGGGCUCAUCCCUGACAGCCGGACUGUCACACGAUCGAUGCCAAAUGUCAGCACACAACUUGUCAGUUUAACUUCCGACUCGCCCACUCACGAUGUAAUACUGUUUUAGUCUGUAGUAAAGUUGUUAAUCGUUUUAUAAUUAAUUGAGUUGCGUUUAUAUAUUUCGGGUGAUAGUUAUCACGGCG